Molecule: messenger RNA, 4020 nt
Organism: Pleurotus ostreatus (oyster mushroom)
Lineage: Eukaryota; Fungi; Basidiomycota; Agaricomycetes; Agaricales; Pleurotaceae
Exons: 1
Coding region: 1-4020 (1339 amino acids)
Biological process (GO): 'de novo' IMP biosynthetic process
Molecular function (GO): phosphoribosylformylglycinamidine synthase activity
Source: RefSeq, a predicted model, not a curated record
AUGACCAGGAUGUUGCUGCUUUGUGGGUCAUCGUCGCUGUCCCUGUCGAAGCGAUCAGUACUCCUGAAGCAAAUACAGGCGAAAUGCCCGUUCGUGGAGUCACUUGAGGCGCCGUGGUUGCACCUUAUCCAGAGUCGUGAUGCAGAACUUUUGGAUCCCCAAUCACCUUCACGAAAGGCCCUUGACUUACUACUAUCCUACGGCAAUGGUUCCAUCAGCCCGCCCACAGUGCAAGCAGGGAAGAAUGUACUGUUUGUGCUACCCAGGCCCGGAUCUAUUACUCCAUGGUCCACGAAAGCCACAGAUAUCGCCAGAAUCUGCAAUCUUGGCGAUCGUAUAGAACGCCUCGAACGCGGAAUUGUUUACAAAAUCGCCACGAAGGAUGAGUAUCUCCUCACGCAAGCGGACGUGGACAGUUUCUCCCAUUUAAUCCAUGAUCGCAUGACCCAGGUCGUUCAGUUCUUGCUACCGAACGAAGAUAUCAUAUUCGCUCACCACUCUCCCAAGCCCCUACGAACCAUCGACCUCCAUAGCUCCCCAUCUGCCGAGCAAUCGCUGAGCAAAGCAAACAAGGAACUCGGCCUCGCGCUGGCACCCGACGAGAUCAGCUACCUACUGGAGGCCUAUGUUUCUGGCGCCGAGCCGAUAAACAGAGAUCCUAGCGAUGCAGAACUGUUCAUGUUUGCCCAAGUCAAUUCAGAGCAUUGUCGCCAUAAAAUCUUCAACGCGUCCUGGACAAUCGAUGGCACACCCAAAGAACGGUCACUGUUCCAAAUGAUCCGGAACACGGAACAAUUGAACGGUACCGGCACCAUCUCCGCGUACUCUGACAACGCUGCCGUCAUCAAGGGCCACCCCGCUCCCAGAUUCAGCGUCAAGGACGGCACGCUCUACGGCGCUCAGCUUGAAGACAUGCCCAUUCUCACCAAAGUCGAAACUCAUAACCACCCAACAGCCGUGUCGCCAUACCCUGGGGCUGCGACCGGCUCAGGUGGUGAGAUUCGCGACGAAGGUGCCGUUGGACGUGGCUCCAAACCCAAAGCAGGCCUUUCUGGCUUCACCGUCUCAAAUCUCCUUAUCCCAGGAUUCGAGCAACCUUGGGAAACGGACUUUGGGAAGCCUUCACACAUUGCUUCCGCAUUCGAUAUCAUGAUUGAAGGUCCUCUCGGUGCAAGUGCUUUCAACAACGAAUUUGGGCGACCAGCAUUGACAGGUUACUUUCGCACAUUCUCUGAGCGUAUCCCUCUAUCGGGCGAAAGGACAGAAGUCAGGGGCUACCACAAGCCGAUCAUGAUCGCCGGCGGCUAUGGAAACGUUCGCCCCCAAUUUGCUUUGAAAACUAGCAUUUCUCCCGGAGCGAAAAUCAUCGUUUUGGGUGGCCCUGGGUUAUUGAUAGGUCUCGGAGGGGGAGCAGCUUCAAGCCAGGCCUCGGGUGCCAGCUCAGCAGAGCUUGAUUUCGCUUCGGUGCAAAGAGAUAAUGCAGAGAUGCAGAGACGUUGCCAACAAGUAAUCGAUGCUUGCGUUAGUCUGGAGGAGAACCCAAUCCAAAGUAUUCACGACGUCGGAGCGGGUGGUCUAUCGAAUGCCCUCCCGGAACUUGUCCACGACUCUGGGUUGGGUGCUCGGUUCGAAAUCCGAGACGUUCUCGUUGCAGACUCGUCAAUGUCUCCGAUGGAAAUUUGGUGCAAUGAGAGUCAAGAGCGAUACGUGUUGGCCAUAGGUUCAGAUAAAGCCGACAUCUUCGAACAGAUAGCAAGACGUGAACGAGCUCCCUAUUCCAUUGUAGGCGAAGCAACUGCUGAAGAAGAACUCAUAGUCACGGACAGACUUUUGUCUCGAGAUGUGAUACGAUUAAAGAUGUCAACGCUUUUCGGGAAACCACCCAGGAUGUCUCGUAAGGAUGUCAAGCCUCAGGUUACUCGUAAUGCCUUCGACGCUACCCUGGCCAAAUACCUGCCCUCAGCUUCGCCCGCAGAUCGCAUAUCGGAAGCCGUGAAUCGAGUCCUGCGCCUUCCAUCAGUGGGUUCCAAGUCGUUCCUCGUCACCAUCGGUGAUCGAUCUAUCACUGGGCUGGUGACCAGGGAACAGAUGGUUGGGCGUUGGCAAGUACCUGUCGCCGAUGUGGCAGUAACGCGGAGUUCCUAUGGCUUCGAUGUUAUCUCUGGAGAAGCUAUGGCAAUGGGGGAACGAACGCCCCUUGCGCUCCUCAGCCCUCAAGCAUCAGCUCGGAUGGCCAUUGCGGAAUCUCUCACGAAUUUGGCAGCGGCUCACACUGGAGACAUCUCGAGCAUCAAACUAAGCGCUAAUUGGAUGUGUGCCGCUUCAAAGGAAGGCGAAGGUGCCAACUUGUACGCGGCGGUCGAAGCCGUUGGCAUUGAACUGUGCCCUGCACUAGGCAUCGGAAUCCCAGUGGGUAAAGACUCGAUGUCGAUGUCGAUGAAGUGGAGUGACAGAGACGAACAACGGGAAGUUACCUCGCCCUUGUCCUUGAUUGUCACAGCCUUUUCUCCAGUCGAGGAUGUCAGGGCGACUUGGACACCAGAGCUUCGGACAGAUUUGGACGAGCCCACCGUUUUGAUCUUGAUUGAUCUCGCCGCCGGCAAAGCUAGACUUGGAGGGUCGGCUCUCGCUCAGGUGUUCAAAGAGAUUGGCGAUGAAGCCCCAGAUGUCGAGGAUCCAGUUCUUCUCAAAGCCUUCUAUCAAGGGUGUCAAAAGAUUCGCGAGGUGGCUCCAGAUCUUGUGCUUGCGUAUCAUGAUCGCUCCGACGGCGGACUCUUAACGACAGUGGCCGAAAUGUGCUUCUCCUCUCGGAUUGGCGUCGAGAUAUCUUUAGACGAAUAUUCACCUUCGACUGAUCCACUACCACUUCUAUUCAACGAAGAACUUGGUGCCGUGGUCCAAAUUCGGGAGUCACAGUUGCCACUCCUUCGGGAUAUAUUUGAAUCGACAGGUUUCCCUUCGAAGUCCAUCUUUAUAAUUGGCACACUGCGCAAGCCAUCCGACCCUGAAGCUUUCCUGGUCCGCCAGGCCAACGAAGUCGUAUACAACGGGGAGCGAGGCAGUAUGCAGAAAGCCUGGGCAGAAACGUCCUACAAAAUGCAAGCUCUUCGUGACAAUCCAGAAACCUCAGCCGAAGAAUACUCCUUGAUCGAUUCAAGCUCGCAUCACGGCCUCUUCUAUGACCUGACCUUUUCUGUUUCCCCAUCUCGCGACCUCUUCAGACGUCCGAAAGUUGCUAUUCUGAGGGAACAAGGCGUCAACGGCCAACUUGAGAUGGCGUGGGCUUUCACCGCUGCUGGUUUCGACGCAAUUGAUGUACACAUGUCCGACAUUCUUAGUGGCCGGACCAGUCUGCAAGACUUCCGUGGUCUGGCAGCAUGUGGUGGAUUCUCGUAUGGUGAUGUUCUCGGUGCAGGAAAGGGAUGGGCGCAUUCUGUUUUAUUAAAUCAGGCGGCUCGUAGCCAGUUCACUACCUUCUUCGGACGAGAUGAUACCUUUGCGCUGGGUGUUUGCAAUGGCUGCCAAUUCUUCAGCCAUCUCAAGGGGAUUAUAAGCGGCGCGGAGUUUUGGCCAGAGUUCUUGCCAAAUCGCAGCGAACGGUUUGAAGCCCGUACGUUGAUGGUAGAGAUUGUCGACAACGCCGUUACUCGAUCCUCGGUAUUCUUUCGUGAUAUGGCUGGAUCCAAGUUGCCUGUCGCUGUGGCACACGGGGAGGGGCGCGUCUCAUUCGAGAAUGAUGACCACCGAUCAGGAUUCGAAACCACGGCCUCUGUGGCUGUACGAUAUGUUGAUUCAUCCGGGAAGCCGACUGAACAUUACCCCUUGAAUCCAAAUGGUAGCCCUGGGGGCGUUACGGGCAUUCAGACACCAGAUGGGCGCAUAUUGGCUCUCAUGCCGCAUCCAGAGCGCGUCGUGACGUUAGAGAGUAACAGCUGGUACACGCAAGGUCAGCAGUUGACGUGGUCUGGAGUUGGGCCGUGGUUUAAGCUCUUCCAAAACGCUCGUGUAUGGUGCAACUAG